This is a messenger RNA of Prunus armeniaca (apricot), 342 nucleotides long. The record is from the annotation of a GenBank genome assembly. Lineage: Eukaryota; Viridiplantae; Streptophyta; Magnoliopsida; Rosales; Rosaceae.
AUGAGGUCUGGCCACAUCUCAGAAAAAACUGAUGUGUAUAGUUUUGGUGUGCUUUUACUUGUGUUCUUGAUGGGACGAAGAGCUUGGUGGCUAAUUAUACGGCAGGAAGGAGGGUAUAGUUCAGUUAUUGAUUAUAUGAAGUCACAUGCUUACCAGCAUCAGACAAUUGUGGACCCUAAAAUCUUAGAAGAGGUUGGGGGAAAUAAGCAAGUAGAACAGCAGUUGCAUGAUUUCCUAGAACUGGCAUUGUCAUGCACUCAAGAUGAAAUUGAAGGAAGGCCUUAUAUGAGCAAUGUGGCGAGGGAACUCGUUCGAAUCGACGAGUCUAUUUUGCCCAGCUAG